Molecule: messenger RNA, 1906 nt
Organism: Aethalodelphis obliquidens (Pacific white-sided dolphin)
Lineage: Eukaryota; Metazoa; Chordata; Mammalia; Artiodactyla; Delphinidae
Product: leucine-rich repeat-containing protein 37A3-like
Exons: 2
Coding region: 173-1906 (577 amino acids)
Source: RefSeq, a predicted model, not a curated record
CUUAAGUGUGGGUUUCUUUUACUCCUCAGUGGCACUCAAACUUUGACUGAUUCCUAAUUUAUUUGGCUGUGGACUGACAAAAAGCUGUCCCAUCAGUGUUCAAUGAUCAAAAACAGUCCCUUCUUUUUUGACAGAUGAAGAAACAUCUAUACGGAAUGCAGAAGGAUCGUUGAUGAAGGUGUUACAAGCCCGCAAGAAGAACACCACCACUGAGCUGACUAUUGAGUCAGAGAGGGCGUCAUCAGAUAAAAGUGCUGUCAACUUGUCAGGCUUCAUGAAUGAGCAGCUGGACUUUACGAAUAAAAGUGAUAUUAUCAGUACACUAAAUGACAUACUGCCUUAUACCUCAGAGGGAAAUCUCGGAGAUGUGGAAGCAACAUUAUUACCAUUCAUUCAGCUUCUGUUUUCGAAUACAAAAGGUGGAGAUAUGCCGCAGGGCCUUUUGAAAAACAGUACAAGGAGCCCUUCUGUUACACCUGUACCCAACACUUCAACUAAUAAAAACAAAUUGAGGAAACUCCAUUUUGCGGAAAAUUUGUUAGCUGCAGAAACUCAAGAAAAAAUUGAUGAGGUUAAAAAGGAAGAAAAACCUGCCACGCGUACGCGUUCCAACAUUUCAAGUGCCACGUUUAAAAGCUACAUCUUUCAAAAGAAAUUGCAAACUGCCCAACCACAGAAAGACAGCCUCGCAAAGAUUGAGAGUACAGAGGAAAGGCUGCUGAGAGUGAACAGGGUCCUCAAGGGCCCAAAGGGCAUACAGAAAAUGCACCUCAAAGCAGUGGGAGAUGAGAGCGUCAGGGGGAAACAGAAUGCCCAGCCAUCUGAGGCGAACACUGCUGAAGAAAGAAGGCUCAGGAGGCCAUCCCCAAGAAAGCUGAAACAGCUUCUCAUGGUUCAGAGUCCCAGGAAGCUGGUGGGAAAGUCCUCCAAUGCAGAGUCUUCAUUCAUAAAGGAACACAAGGCAGCAGGCUCCUCUUCCUGGAAACAGUACUUCAAGGGCAGGCCUUCUGCCUCCAUCCCUCCAAAAUCCCCAUCUGACGUUAAAAGCAGAUCAAAAGACUUAUCCAACACUCUUCAUGUUUUAGAGGAUGCGAAGGCUAGAACUAGAAACAUUAAGGACUUCGAACUAAUCUCACAUUCUGGAAAAAAAUACAUCUUCCAUAAAAUUAGGUCUCAUCGGGUCCACAGAAAACCCAAAGGCAAAAGGAGUGGAAAGUUCAGAAAGAAAAGUUCACUCAAUAGAAUGAUGCUUGCAAGCCCUCCGUUCUCUGUACUGAGGAGUCUCAUAAAUUCCCCUCCACGAGAGGCUGUUUCAUCUUCAGGAGAAGUGACUUCUCAGGAAAAGCCUUUUCCAGAAUUAUUUUCUCUUUCAGACCCUUCUACAGAAAACACUACUUCAGACAACAAUACUGCACAAAAUGUUUCUGAAGAAAUUAUUUCUACAGGAAACUCUACUCUGCCAGGAGGAACCGGCCCUGGAAACACUACCCAUAGGAACGUGUCCACUGCACAUUCUACUGUUGCUGCAGACAACAGUAUGCCAACUGUUCAACACACCAACCAAACACGAUGGGAGUACCACAACACGGGCACUGAAUUAUCCUCUAAGCCCACAGGCUUCGCUUUCCCAGGGCUCACAUCCCCGGGUGAUCAAGUUGAAGCUCAGCUAAACCAGCAGCUACGGUCCCUCAUCCCCAACAAUGACAUGCGAAGGCUCAUUUCUCAUGUUAUCCAGACUUUAAAAAUGAACUGCUCGGAGACCCACGUGCAGCUGGCCUGUGCCAACCUCAUCUCUAGAACAGGCCUCCUGAUGAAGCUUCUCAGCAAGCAGCAAGAACUGACAACUAUAUCAGUGAGAGCACAGAGGCCCAGAGUGAGCAGAAAGGGCAGGAGUCAAGUGAGGUGA